AUGCCUGCAACCACUCUCAAGAGACGCUUUGACAGGUCCAAGAUUGCUCCAUUGAAGGCUGAACGAAGCGAAGGCUUACAAGGCUUGGACAACCUAAAACUUGUCGAGAGGCAAAAUCUCCCUGGGAACAAUCCUCCCCCUCCCCCUCCUCCUCCUCCUGAAGAUCCAUUGUCUAGUGAUGACGACAAUUCAGAGGACGAGGGCGCUGGGGAAACUUCAGGCGAAGAGGAUGAUGUCGAGCCGCUCAACCCGUUUGACCCAGGCACAUCUACAACAUCCCAGGAUCAGGCAUCGAUAACUGGACUAUCGAGCACAUCAAGCACGUCCAGCGUCCCGGUCGCGUCCGCCUCAUCAUCUCCAUCCACCUCGACAGAAGUAGCUCCGAUCACCUCUCAAGGACUUCUUUCCUCUACUUCAGACCUUGUCGGCUCCUUUACUACAAUUCCAACUUCCACUGUGCCUCUACCGGAUACCAGCUCUGGACUGCCCUCAACAACAUCGGUCAACUCGGCUGCUGCCUCCGAGACUGUGCGCGCUCAAGACCACCCUGUUGCGAAAGUGGCAAUCAUCCUCCCAUCGCUGUUGGCAGGUGUAGUCGCGAUCGCGGCCAUCUACCUUCUCAUGCGCUACUGCACCCCGCUCAAGGCGAGAUGGGCAGUCUUUCGAGCACGCAAAGGUCGGAGAUUACCUGGAGAGGAAGAAGAUGGAAGGGUUUCGGGAGUGGCACCGCAGAUGUCGGAGGCGUAUGCUACGCGGACAGAAGUCGCACGGCCUUCGUCUCUGCACAUCGAUCCAACAGUAGCCACGCCGGCACCGUUACUGACUCGGUCUCUCAGUCGAACACAAACUAUGCAUGACAAGACAGCACACCCGCCCGCGUACACCGCUAGCGGUCUCGGACCUCAUGCGUCCCAACUUCACGUGGAGGACCACGCUGGGCUCCGCAAUCCAAUUGCUCGAUUGAGCCAUCCGAAUGGUCUCGCAAACAAUCCCCCGACUCCUGUUGCACGCAACCAUCCGCCUCUGCCGAGCCAGGUGCACGUCCCCGUAAACCCCGUGCCCAACUUGCCGUCUCCCAUCAGCGUCGACGGCAGGGUCAGCAUGGGAUUCCCUCUACCACCAACGAUGCCGUCAACGCCGCACUUCCCCGCCCCGUCGCCGCUCGAAUCGACCUUUAGCUCUCCCCGCCGACCUCGCAAGUCCGUCACUCCGUCCGAGAGCAUAUCUAAUGUCCCCGACUCGCCCUUCCCCUUCUCACCCGCACUCAUGCCUCCGAUGCCCGUCUGGAAUUCUCGCUGGAGCCAUAAUUCGUCGAGCGUCAACGGGCGGCCUCCCCCGAGUGACGAGGGCUCUGCACAACCGCAAGACAGCUCUGGCCCCGGCCCGGCCGUGGAAUCGGUGUCGCCGGUGUCUCGUUCUCCAUCUCUGAAGAGCACACGUUCUUCUGCGGUGUCAUCCUCUUAG
Molecule: messenger RNA, 1464 nt
Organism: Fonsecaea nubica
Lineage: Eukaryota; Fungi; Ascomycota; Eurotiomycetes; Chaetothyriales; Herpotrichiellaceae
Exons: 2
Coding region: 1-1464 (487 amino acids)
Source: RefSeq, a predicted model, not a curated record